Molecule: messenger RNA, 1619 nt
Organism: Musca domestica (house fly)
Lineage: Eukaryota; Metazoa; Arthropoda; Insecta; Diptera; Muscidae
Gene: bnb
Product: protein bangles and beads
Exons: 2
Coding region: 374-1537 (387 amino acids)
Source: RefSeq, a predicted model, not a curated record
AUUCAUAGUGCUUUCUGUAACUGAACGCAGAGCAGUGCAACAGUCAACGCAACAGACAACCGACCGGCAUCUCAUACAAAACAACAAGAACAACCCAACUAAAUCUCAUCAAUUAUUCUAAAGAAAAUAAAACGAUUUUUUCAAAUAGAAAAAAUUAAAAGACAACAGAUUUAGUGUGAAAGGAACAAUACUUUGAAGUGAAAAAGUGCUGUACCAAUCAAAAUACAAAACAACAAAAAAACUUUUGUUUUAAAAUUGUGAUAUUUUUUCUUAAGAGAAAAAUAGUUAAAUCUUUGUUAUUACAAAGAUUUUUAAAAAAAGUAAACAAAUUUUGCUGAAGUUCAAACAAACGAAAACAGUGCACAUUUUAAGCAUGAAGUUCCAAUUAGUCAUAUUAUCCGUCCUCUUGGUGAGCGCUUUUGCUCUGCCCGUGCCGGAUGAAGAAGUAGCUGCCGCUCCCGUCGUUGCUGAUUCGGCUGUGGUGCCCGAAGUUAAACCUGAGGUGGUACAAAUUGAAGAAGUCAAACCCGAAGUUAAAGUAGCAGCUGAAUCAAGAACACUUGAGGAAGAAAAGAAACCAGAAGCCGAAGCUGCUGCUCCUUUGGCUGAGGCUCCCGCCACCGAUGCUCCUGCUAAAAUCGAAGAACCCAAGAAGGAGGAAGAAAAGAAAGAAGAAUUGCCAGCUGCUGAGGAAAAGAAAGCCGAAUUACCCGCUGCUGCCGCUGCUGAAAAACAAACCCGCAGUGAUGAUGUUGUAGAGGAAGCCAAGGCCUUGCCCGUUGUUGCUGCUGCCCCAGCUGCUGUUGCCGUUGAGGAAGUCAAACCUGCUGCUGCCGAAGAAUCCAAACCCGCUGUACAAGACGUUGUUCCCGAAGGCAAAUCUGGUUUGGUCUCCGAACAAAAGAAAGACGAAUUGACCGCCGCUGAAGCCACCCCCGAAAUCAAGGAAGAAAAGAAGCCCGAAGAAUUGCCUGCUGCUGAGGAAAAGAAAGCCGAAGAAUUGCCUGCCCGCCAAGAACGUACCAGCGAUGAGAAACCAGCUGUUGAAGCCGUUGCCGCUGCUGCUCCCGCCGUUGCCGAAGUUGCUGCCCCCGAAGCUGUAGCCCAACCCGAAGUCAAAGCCUUGCCCGUUGAAGCUGCUGAAGCCAAGGCCGAAGAACCCAAAGCCGCUGAAACUGUAGCUGAAGCUGUCAAGGCCUUGGAAACCCCUGCCGAAAAGAAGGCCGAAGAACCAGCUGCCCCCGCCGCUGCUGCUGAAGAAAGCCCCAAAGCCCAAGAAUCCAAAGUAGCUGAACCCAAGCAACUCGACGCUGAAGCUGAACCCGCCAAGGCUAAUGCUGCUGAACCCGCCAAGGCCGAAGAGGCCGAGAAGAAACCCGAAGAACAACAGGCCCCCAAGAAAUUGGAAGACAACUCGGCCACCACCGAAGAAGAGAAAUCCAAUGAAAGCAAAAAACCCGAAGCCGAGUCAAAAGAAUCCAAGGAAUCCGAAGAGUCAAAAGAAUCUGAAGAAUCUAAAGAAGACAAGUCCAAUUAGAUUGUAGCAUAUAAAUAUAUCUAGAAAUACAACAAUUAAAAAUAAAGAAACGCUUAAGGUUCACUUAUAAUUUAAAAGUAAA